Molecule: messenger RNA, 312 nt
Organism: Dovyalis caffra
Lineage: Eukaryota; Viridiplantae; Streptophyta; Magnoliopsida; Malpighiales; Salicaceae
Source: the annotation of a GenBank genome assembly
AUGAGGCCCGCUACCAACUCAACAGCAGUGGGUACAGCUCAUGGGGAAUUCUGGCAUCGGAAUUCACCCGUUGCUUACGUCUUUGUUGGUCUAGCAUUCAUGUUGGGGCUUAUCACAGUAGCAUUGAUAAUUCUUGCUUGCUCCUUUAGAAAAUCUAUGCCCAACACAUUAAGAAGCGAGGCUGAAGAUGAAAGUCCAGUGGAAUCACAGGUAGAUUUUGAGCCAAAAAUUGUUGUGAUCUUGGCUGGGGAUGAGAAUCCAACGUAUUUGGCCAAGCCUGUUUCUUGCAAUUGUCACAAGGAACAAGUUUAA